AACUAGAGCCGUUAACUUUUGGUUUUGUUGGGUGCUUGAUCGGUUUUCUACCUUUUUAGUCUGACAUUGGACUCCAGAAACAGGGGGAAGAAGGAUUGAUUUUCCUCUUUGGGAUUAUGGGCUCGGAGACGGGUUCAUCGCCGUCGUCAGCUCCAGCGACGGCAGCAACAGCAUCCCCAAGUGGUAAGAGAAAUAGAGACCCAGAAGACGAGGUUUAUCUCGACAAUCUCCACUCUCACAAACGAUAUCUUAGUGAGAUAAUGGCGUCAAGUUUAAAUGGACUGACAGUGGGAGACUCCUUACCAGAUAAUAUAGUGGAUUCUCCCUCAAGAUCCGAAAACAUGCUUUAUAUCAGGGAGGAGAUGUCCUUUCAGUAUUCUCCAAUGUCAGAAGAUUCAGAUGACUCACGAUGCUAUGAACCUUUGACAAUUACCAGCUCCCCCCAAUCUGAGAGCACGCCAACUAGUCCAGUCUCACCCUACCGAUAUCACAGACCUUUGAAUGGGUUCUCAUCAGGCCCUCCCUCCACGUCAUACCCGUCACAUUCCUGCAACUUCCCUCCUGCCACAUCCUCACAGCCUCGUCAACGAGGCUCUGAUUCUGAAGGUCGUUUUCCAUCAUCACCCAGUGACAUAUGCCACUCUGCUGACUUAAGGAGAGCUGCACUUUUGCGAUCUGUGCAAAUGAGGACUCAACCUCUCGGACCAUCAUCAUUUGAGGUGCAACUUAGUCCAGGGCUGGAGCCUAGUCAUAUGGAGACCGAGGACCGGCCUUGUUCCUACAUGAAGUCUUUAGUUGAUGAGAGGGAAUAUAAGAUUGACCAAUGCUCCUCAAUGAGUGUAUCAGCACCCGAAAAUGGGGAAAGACCUUGUAGAAUUUUGAAUAUGGGGCCGAAAGGAGAUGAAUCUGUAGAUUAAACACAAUCCCUAUCCCUGACCUUAAUGACUUCAAUUACUGCACUUGUGCACAACUAAAAACUUCAGUGAACGGCUUGUGCACUUUAGGCUCAAAGAUGACAACUUUCCGAAAAUGGGCCUGUUCUAUAACUCUUGUAAAAAUAGCACGGUAUAGCGAGUUUCGGACUGGUCAUUCAAAAAUAGCCGGCGUUUACCAA
Molecule: messenger RNA, 1114 nt
Organism: Nicotiana tabacum (common tobacco)
Lineage: Eukaryota; Viridiplantae; Streptophyta; Magnoliopsida; Solanales; Solanaceae
Source: RefSeq, a predicted model, not a curated record